AUGGCCAAGAGGCCAUCUUUCUUCGCUUCGCUAUGGUUGAGCACUCUCUUAUACACCACCGCCACAUUGGCGUAUAAUCUUCCCACCAACAUUUCCAAUUUCAUUCCCAGCUGCGCAGAGGAGUGCUUCAUUUCUUUUCUCUAUGUUAGCUACCGGUCUACCACGUGUGGGACAUAUCCCACGUUAGAAUGCCUAUGUUCUCGCGUCGGCGCCACGGGAUUCACCCUCGGGGAGGGUGCGCUGCAGUGUAUUGUGGCAGAGAAGUCGAUUGGAUUCUGUUCGGACAUCGACGCAAGUGACACGGUGAUUUACAAUGCGUAUGGGAUGUGUGAUGACCAGCCCAACGCCAUUCAGCCUACUCACAAGACUAUCACGGCGACCCUCGUUAUACCGACGUCCGGAGGAAUCAUCACAUUCCCCCCUGUGAAGACAACCACGUUCACCACGUUCACCACCGUCACCACGUCCGUCGCAUUCACUGCAUCCGCCACCAUCUCGUCCUUUACUACGUUGCCGACGACCUUGGUUAUAGAAACAUCGUCCCCGCCUCCGAUUCCAACUCGAACAUCAUCGACGUCAAGAACGACUUUCACAAGACCUACCUCAACCACAUCCUUCUCCUCAACAAGUCUGAGCCCGGAUACAGUGAUUAGCCUGGAGCCAACAACCAUUGAGGAGUCCUCAACAGCUACCGACUCAGCGACAGAGACCAGCACAAGCACGGCUGCGGCAGCUGGAGGUGGCAAAGGUGAUGGCAACAAGGGCAAUUCUCUCAGCCGUGAUCAGGUUGCUGGUAUUUCCGUGGGCGUUCUCGCGGCCGCUGGCCUUGCGAUUGGUGCCAUUGUCCUGGCGAGACACUACCGCCGCAGAAAGUAUCCCAACCUCAAGAACGGUUUCCUCCCCAUGAGAGAUACUUGGGGCUACAAACCCGAUCGUUCGGAAAGCGAUAGGACCAACUCCUGGAUCGCUCAUCAGAUCCGGCCACGGCUGGAUUCGUUCCCACCACCGCCCGUACCAUCCUACACCCGCCCAACGCCAUCCUAUAAUCGAUCGAGCUAUAAACCCGAAGCAAUCGGCUUGGCAAUAUCGCCUGCUCACAGUCGAGUUACAACCCAAACCGCGACCUCGAGGCGAAUGUCCCGGUUGCUCCCGGCUAAACCUGUCCUUCCCAUCCUGCCCCUCAAUAUUUCAAAGAAGGGUUCCUCUCCGCCACCCCCGGAUGAAUGGCCUGGCCCUCAACACUACGGAGAGCCAUCGCGCCAGGAGAACCCUCCUCGACUGCCUCCCCUGGAAAUUGGUCCCUGGGCCUCCGUAGCCUCGCCCACAGGAUCCAAGCCACCGCCGCGACCGCCUCCUAAGCUACAAAUCCCAACAGCGUCAAACCAGCUCACGGCAUCGCCCUCGUCGUACUAUCCACGUGAGAGCACAUUGACCGAGUUCGAGGACGACGACCGGGCUUCAAUGUCACCUUCUGCCCAGGUCUGGAGGCCACCGCCGACAACACCGCUCUCGGCGGCAACCUACUAUGUGGCCGAUCAGUACGGGAAUUGGGUUCUUGGUGACCCUAGGAAUGUUAACAAGGCCAUGGAUUCACAGAGUGCUGUCCCGAAGCCACCUCCCAAGGACGACGCCAAUCUUCCGCCUGCUGGUGACUCGAAGGGCAAGAAGCGAGAAAGCCUCCUCCCACUCUCAGCCGACUCCAUGAAGGUAUCUCUCGCACCUCCUGCAGAGAUUGUCCCAGGGAGGGGGCAAGCUAGCAACGCACUACACAAGCCCAUGGGCCCUCGAGCACAGCCGCAUCCCAACCCUCCCUUCUCGGGCCAGUCCAACCCUUCGUUUCAGGUCCAGCCAAACCCGCGCCGCAACUCCUCCAACCGCCGCUCACUCACCCGGAACCUGACCCGGGCCCGGGCCUCCGGUGGCAGUGAUGUCACUACCAUCUCCACGUCGUCCGAUGACUCCUUCACCGACCCGCCGCCAGCGCUCGAGCCGCCAGGCAACCUUUCACCCGUUGCCGAAUCACCGCACUCGGGCAGUGGCCGCUCCCCGGUGACGUAUCCCAAGAUUCCCAACCGAGACCCUAGGCGGAUCAGCGGAGCCAUGAGACAGGGCUGGGAUGCAAACAAGACAACCGCACCUCCGCCCUCAAGGCCAAUGGUGUACUACCCACCGGGACAGCCCAGUCCGACACUCGGCCUGAUGCAACCUCCCUCUGGCGCCGGAGCGGCGUCCCAAUUAGCCUCCAAAGGCGGGAGAAAGCCCGUGGCUGACCCGGCCUUACACCGAUCAGGCUCUCCAACGAUGCGAAUAGUUGAGCCCUCUCCCGAGCCAGAGGAGAAAGGCCCCGUCCCUCCACCCAAGCCCCGGGCACCUGCUUUCCUCUUCUCCCCGCCAUACCCCCAACCCCUGAAUACCCGUCCGCCUUCUCAACAUGGCCGCUCCUUCUCUGGCCCUGACCAAGCAGCCACUCAGGCUUACCAACAGUCCCUAGAGCAACAGCCUCAAUACCAAUAUCAGCAACAGCAACUGUAUCAAUACCAACAGCAAUAUCAGCCGCAGCAACAACAGCAGCAAUCACGGCCACGACCGCAACGCCAAUAUCCCCAGCAGCCGCAACAGCCUCAACAGCAGCAGCAACAGCAACAAAGACAACCACAGCGACAAUAUCAAGCAUAUCAACCGUAUCAGCAGCAACCGCAACCGCAACCGCAGCCGCAGCCGCAGCCGCAGCCGCAGCCGCAGCCGCAACCACAACCACAACCACAACCACAACCACAACCUCAAACACAGGAUCAUCAUGACCAUCAUCACCAGUGGCACCCUCUACAUCCUCCCAGAAAGCCCAACCCAGACUACGACCCGUCCCGAUCCUCAGACCAAUCCAUUUCCACAAACUCAUCCCUGUUGGCCAAGCGCCUUGGAAUCGACCGUGCUGCCAACAUGGCCAUCCCCACGGAUCCUGCUCGGGCAAAGUGGCGCCGUGAAAAUAGCAGCUCCCAAGAGGAAUCUGCGUCCGGACGUGACUCUCUGCCCGCAACCCCGACUUGGCUGCCGCGGUUGACGCCUACACGACGAGGAAAAGACCUAUUUUUAAAUGUGCAAUAA
Messenger RNA from Ilyonectria robusta, 3105 nucleotides. RefSeq lists its product as uncharacterized. The transcript is spliced from 2 exons. Lineage: Eukaryota; Fungi; Ascomycota; Sordariomycetes; Hypocreales; Nectriaceae. Bases 1 to 3105 code for a protein of 1034 amino acids. The record is from RefSeq and is a predicted model, not a curated record.